GGGCUAUUCUAUCGACUCGGCACUACGCCAGGACGUCGUGAGCUGCGCGAGGCAAGUCAAAAAACGAAGCUUUGGAGGAGAAAACAUAAGAUAAUCAAUGGAUUGCGACAUUUACGAAAGUAGUUGGAAAUUCCCUUUUAGGUCUUGAUAGACAGCGGGGGAGCUUUCUAUUGAGCUGAGUGUAGUGAUUAUAUAGCUGACGUCGUACGCUAGGCCGACGUCAAAUCGGCCUUCCCCUCUUCUAAUAACCAUCUCCUCUUCUUUCUUUUUACUUCCUGACUCGUGAUCUCAGUCACUGAAUAAUCUAAUCGUGUUUUCCCCCCAACAUCUUAUACGUAGGUACACAUACUCUAAUCACAAUGGCUGACACCCGAGCUGCACCUCUCCGCCUGGGCUCUAUUGCCCCCAACUUCCAGGCCGAAACCACUAAAGGCAAUAUCGACUUCCACGAAUUUGUUGGCGACAACUGGGUUGUUUUCUUCUCUCACCCGGAAGAUUUCACACCCGUCUGCACUACCGAGCUCGGCGCUUUUGCCAAACUUGAGCCCGAGUUCACCAAGCGAGGCGUUAAGCUGAUCGGUCUGUCUGCCAACACUCGUGGCAGCCACGAAAGCUGGAUCAAGGAUAUUGACGAGGUUACGGGUGGCCAUGUCGCGUUCCCCAUCAUUGCCGACAAGGAACGUAAAGUUGCUUACCUCUACGAUAUGCUUGACUACCAAGACACCACCAACGUCGACGAGAAGGGCAUUGCCUUCACUAUCCGCUCCGUCUUCAUCAUCGACCCCAAGAAGACCAUCCGAACAAUCCUCUCCUACCCCGCUUCGACCGGCCGCAACUCUGCCGAGGUUCUGCGAAUCGUCGACUCUCUCCAGACCGGAGACAAGCACAAGGUCACCACUCCCAUUAACUGGGUCCCUGGUGACGACGUCAUCGUCCACCCUAGCAUAAAGAAUGAGCAGGCUAAGGAGCUGUUCCCCGAAUUCCGCAUCGUCAAGCCAUACUUGAGAUUCACCCCCCUCCCCAAGGAGAAGGCUACCGUCGCGUAGACGGGCAUAAUUAAAUAAUGGACACGAUAUACUCAGACAGAGUCGACCUAUGCUUUGUUACUGAAAUAUCGUAUUGGAGGAAAGCGUGUCUUACUUACCCCAUGACUUUCACACCAGACUUAAUGAAAAAAAAAAAUAAUCAAAAGAGUUAUUCCCCAAGUUUUACUGGAGUGUCACCUUGACUAGCGUUAGCUAGUGAAUAUAAUCGUUCCACGUUCUUGAGCAAAACCUAAGUCCGCCUGAAACUAACCAGUUAGUUUACCACCUUGGUUCUAUUAGAACGAUGCUGCUAGGAUGACGGUGUGAGGUAGAUCUUAGGUAAGUAGUCGGAAUUUGUAGCAUUGAUAAAUUGUAGCUUAUUUAUACCUGCUUAUUGUGGAUUAUAUAUGACAAGAGUCUUGUAUCUUCUUGGUUCCAAGAAGAUAUAGGUAUAGGAUCU
Messenger RNA from Daldinia caldariorum, 1485 nucleotides. Its product is annotated as mitochondrial peroxiredoxin PRX1. Gene Ontology annotation, molecular function: peroxiredoxin activity. The record is from RefSeq and is a predicted model, not a curated record. Bases 360 to 1046 code for a protein of 228 amino acids. Gene Ontology annotation, biological process: cellular oxidant detoxification; cellular response to oxidative stress; cell redox homeostasis. Gene Ontology annotation, cellular component: cytosol; mitochondrion. Lineage: Eukaryota; Fungi; Ascomycota; Sordariomycetes; Xylariales; Hypoxylaceae. The transcript has 4 exons.